CGCCCCUCCGGGCUGCCCCGCCACGGCCGCUGCGCCAGGUCUAUCUUGGGGUUGAGAAGACCUCUGAUGUGAGCCUCUGUGGUGGCCUCCAGCAGGACAGGACCUCCCUUUGGGCAGAUGGAGAACCUGUCUCCAUACCCCCUCAGAUCCCAGCUGACAUUAUGGUGGAUUUGGGCUGCAGCCCGGGCCUGGGCCUCCUGCCACUGACUCAGCCUCAGAGCCUUUAGCAAGAGACCACCCCUCCUGCCAGGGGCCCAGGGCUGGCCAGUGACUAUGCGGCUUGGGCUGUGUGUGGUGGCCCUGGUUCUGAGCUGGACACACCUCGCUAUGGGCAGCCGGGGGAUCAAGGGCAAGAGGCAGAGGCGGAUCAGUGCUGAGGGGAGCCAAGCUUGUGCCAAGGGCUGUGAGCUCUGUUCGGAAGUCAACGGUUGCCUCAAGUGCUCACCCAAGCUGUUCAUUCUGCUGGAGAGGAACGACAUCCGCCAGGUGGGCGUCUGCCUGCCGUCCUGCCCGCCUGGAUACUUUGAUGCCCGAAACCCCGACAUGAACAAAUGCAUCAAAUGCAAGAUCGAGCACUGUGAGGCCUGCUUCAGCCACAACUUCUGCACCAAGUGUCAGGGGGGCUUGUACUUGCACAAAGGCCGCUGCUAUCCAGCCUGUCCCGAGGGCUCCACAGCAGCCAACAGCACCAUGGAGUGCGGCAGUCCUGCACAAUGUGAAAUGAGUGAGUGGUCCCCGUGGGGCCCCUGCUCCAAGAAGAGGAAGCUGUGCGGUUUCCGGAAGGGAUCGGAAGAGCGGACACGCAGGGUGCUCCACGCUCCUGGGGGAGACCACACCACCUGCUCCGACACCAAAGAGACCCGGAAGUGUACAGUGCGCAGGACGCCGUGUCCUGAGGGGCAGAAGAGGAGGAAGGGGGGCCAGGGCCGGAGGGAGAAUGCCAAUAGGCAUCCGGCCAGGAAGAACAGCAAGGAGCCAGGCUCCAACUCUCGGAGACACAAAGGGCAGCAGCAGCCACCACAGCCAGGGACAGCAGGGCCACUCACAUCAGUAGGACCCACCUAGGCACAGCGGCCCAUCUCCAGAUCCAUGUGGAAGAGUCCAGUGCUGUACUGCAUAACGGGAACUUUCUAGUACUGGAGCGUCUAGGACAGCAAGUCCACCCAUACUCCACCUACCUACCCAUCCAUCCAUCCAUCCAUCCAUUCAUCCAUCUGUGCACAUUCAUGCACACACGGCCAUCUGAAAAUGACCACACACACACACACACACACACACACACAAACACACACACACUCUUGAGGUUACCGAAGAGACUUCCAUUCUGUGAUUCUGUGGCCCAGCUGGAUAUUCAGUUUGUGAUGCUCUUGGAAGAGAGAACCUUUCCCAGCAUCUGAACCUAAACUUCAAGGAGUGGAACCUUCUGGAGGAACUUCUGGGACAGCAUCUGCCAGACAGAUGGCAGAUUAGAGCCAAAGCUGGACCAGCUGCCAAUGGGGAGACUGUUUUCCCCUGUCAUGGGUGGCAUUCCCAACUGGGUGACUUGAUUGUUGGAGAUGAGAGUCAUUACACAUCCGUGGUACGUGUCAGGGCCGACCUGACUUUGAAACUGCUUAAAGGUUUAUUUCAAAUUAAAAAGAGAGAGA
Molecule: messenger RNA, 1646 nt
Organism: Psammomys obesus (fat sand rat)
Lineage: Eukaryota; Metazoa; Chordata; Mammalia; Rodentia; Muridae
Gene: Rspo1
Product: R-spondin 1
Exons: 6
Coding region: 274-1065 (263 amino acids)
Source: RefSeq, a predicted model, not a curated record